AUGACAACCACAUCUUCCUUCCCGUUUUCUACGAUGGAGGCCCCUCUAAUGGAUGAUACGAUGGAAAUGGCGUCUCCAUACCAGGGCCACGCUGAUGAUUUUGAUAUUGAUAUCGAUGUCAUGGAGGACCAAGCUUCAAAUCCAGACAGAGACAUGACGGUGACAGAUGAAUACCUAGACAACUCUCAUGGCCCAAGCUACGACCAAAAUGGAUCCCCCGAUGAGGACAUGAUUGAUGAUAUAGCUGAGCCAACCAUGGUCGACGCGGACGAGCAGUAUGAGACGCACCAGAACGUCGAGAUGCAGUAUGAGGACGAAAAGACCUACGAGACAGAAAUGUUAGAAGACGAAUAUGAAGAGGAUAUUGAUGCACCUGUCCCUGAAGCCCAGCCCGGAGUACAUGAAUCCCCGAAAGAUGCAAGUGACCAGCGAACCCCAGGAGAAACUCCCCCGCGAGAAGAUGGAGAUCUUUAUGAGGAUCACGAAAAAACCACUGUGGAAUCUCACCCGGAGACUGGGGCCGAAACUGCCGAUGGAAAUAAACCUGAGGAAUUUGAGCAAACUGGUGACACGGAUGCCCGCGGCGCCGCCGAUGAGCCGGAAACGAACACCUUGGAGCCCGAACAAAUCCCGGAAACUGCGGAUCAUACUAAUGAGCUGGAACAAACAAAUCAAGGAGCAGUUCAUCUAGAUGAACAUGUUGAGAAUGUCGAGGACCUGAACAAACUUGAGACAGGGCAAGAUGACCCUAGUCAAACCCAAGCUCCCGCUGACGAGCAUAAGGAAGUGGAUGUAAAACUACAGGACGAACAAUCUGAUGCCCACCAAGAAGCUGCGCAACAGGCACACGAACCGGCUGACAAACCGGCUGAUCAAGCACUAUACCCCGUGAAAGUCUACUAUCAAGAAAAUGAGAUCUCAUUGUUUCCUCCUCGAGAGGGAGACUCUUCGGAAACCUUUUUCCUUGAAGAGGAGGGUCUAGCUUAUGAGCCGUUUAAAAAAUUAUUUGAGUCUUUGCGGGAAGUUCUCCAGGAUCAUAUCAAUACGAAUGAGGUUUUAGUGAUGGAAGUUGAGUCUCUGAAUAUUCAACUAACGGAGGACUCUUUGAAUACGAAUAAGGUUACAUUACACCAAAUUGUCGAUGUUUAUCUGCAGCUGUGCCACAACGAUGGAAUUGAAGAGCCAGAAGCACUGUAUCUCACACUUAGCACUAGACUAACAAUUGCUGCCGAGAUAUCCGAUCUUCUCCUAGCCGCAAGUGAGGGAAAGGGUUUAUCCGAGAUCCACACCUGGGGAGAAUACAACGAAGGAGAGGGCGCUUCAGGAGAGUUUGAAGAAGAAUUCGUUCCAGAGCCUAAUCCGGACGAGUUUGAGAAUCCCCAAGAAGCCGAAAACCCCCAGGGCAGUUUACCACAGGAUGAUGAAGUUGAAACUGCUGCAGUGCAGGAUCAGAGCGGUCGCAGCCCCCAGAGCAGCGGUGCAGCCCUAGAAGGAAAUGAUGGCAUUGCCCCAGAAUUUCAUGACCACAGCGCUGAAAUAGUUGAAGGUAGAGAGGUUGCCGAUGCGUCUGGCGGGUCUGAGGCCCCGGAUGUUGACGAAGGAGAGAAUCCCAACCAUCAAGAAGACUUUUACGACGUGGAAGAACAACAAACAGAAUCGACUGCUACACUUGAACAGCUUCCCACCGAAUCCACAGAAGAGCAACCGGAACAAGGAGACCGUAACGAGCCCUCUUAUGAUGGGGACGAUCUUCGAGACGAGUAUCAUGAUGAGGGAGAAUACGAUGAGGGAGAAUAUGAUGAGGGAGAAUAUGAUGACGAAGAUGAUCGCGGAGAGGAAACUAAUCUAGAUGCUCUUGGACACACUGAAGACCUUGAGGAAUCUAAGGAUACCGAUACCCGGGAAUUCACAGAGGCCAGCCAUGAAGACCACUCGGAAUAUAACGAACAAGUAAUUCAGGAGGAUCUUGCUCCGGCCGAAAGUUCCCCAAAUAGCAAAGCUGUCGCUGCAGAGGCCUUGCAGAAUGAUGGCAAUACACACGAAGAGCCCAUCUUGGAUUCAACUUCCCCAACUUCGAAGUCUCGCCAGUCUCCGCACUUGGAGGAUGACUCACUAGCUAUCACAGAAGGCCUCUUGAAGGGCCCUACCCAAGACUCGAAAAAUUAUGACCAGGGUGUCGGAGAUGCAAGCGAACCACAGGAGUUUAACGAGGAGGCCGAGCACGAUUCUCCAUUGCCUGUUACCAACGAUCAAGCUGCAGAUUUUGUUUUCGACGAAGACACUGAGUACCUCGAGCUAGGGAUCGCAGAAGAAGGCCUUGGCGAUUUUGACGACGAUGCCGAUGCCGAUGCCGUAUCACCCAGUCACGUUCAUACCAAACGGUCCCGCGAGCCCGACGACGAAUUUGAUAUAAUCGAAACUCCAACUCCAGAGGCCAAGCGUUCUCGAUCUUCCUAA
Aspergillus ochraceoroseus IBT 24754 is the source of this 2457-nucleotide messenger RNA. RefSeq lists its product as uncharacterized. NCBI's taxonomy places the organism in Eukaryota, Fungi, Ascomycota, Eurotiomycetes, Eurotiales, Aspergillaceae. The record is from RefSeq and is a predicted model, not a curated record. The transcript has 2 exons. The coding region runs from base 1 to 2457 and encodes 818 amino acids.